AUGCAACUGCUGGUGCCACUUGUAAGUGCAUACCGCUAUGAUGGACCAGAGGUCAACACAAGGCUGGCACACUCGGAAGCCAAAAUACUUCAUGAGAAGAUCCAUCACAAGGCUUAUAGUGAUGAUGAGAUCAUCAGAAUCCUCACGACUUGGAGCAAAGCUCAGCUUCUUGCUACAUUCAAUUAUUACAACGAUGCAUUUGGCCACCCAAUCAACAAGGAUCUGAAGGCUGAUCCCAAGGACGAGUACCUCAAAACGCUGCGGGCGAUCAUUCGGUGCCUCACCUGCCCCGACAGGUACUUCGAGAAGGUGGUCAGGCAGGCCAUCGCGGGUCUGGGCACGGACGAGAGCUCCCUGACCCGGGUCAUCACCACCCGCGCCGAGGUGGACCUGAAGCACAUUAAGGAGGCCUACCAGAAGAGGAACAGCGUGCCACUGGAGCGCGCCGUCGCCGGGGACACCUCCGGCGACUACGAGAGCAUGCUCCUCGCCCUCCUGGGCCAGGAGUGAUGAGGCGUCGGCUGCCGCGCGUCGCCGACCGGUGCCGUGCUGUCGUUUGCGGUCUGUUCGGGUAAUUAAACCUGGUAUGCGUAGCUGUUGGCCGUUGUGAACGUGAGUGGGAUCGUUUCUUCCGUGAUGGUACUGUCGCUGCAGCUUGCAUAUAACAGUGGUGAUCAAAUAAAUUGUGUUCACGAUGAAUCAUGGCAUUUGUUUUCA
Messenger RNA from Setaria italica (foxtail millet), 717 nucleotides. Its product is annotated as annexin D7-like. The transcript has 3 exons. The coding region runs from base 1 to 510 and encodes 169 amino acids. Gene Ontology annotation, molecular function: calcium-dependent phospholipid binding; calcium ion binding. Gene Ontology annotation, cellular component: cytoplasm. Lineage: Eukaryota; Viridiplantae; Streptophyta; Magnoliopsida; Poales; Poaceae. The record is from RefSeq and is a predicted model, not a curated record.